UGCAGCCGGGACCAACGGCUUAACUUAUCUUCGCACGCGCUAACCACCUGUGCCAUCGAACUCCUCUAUACGCCUAUAUACGCCAUGACCAAACUUAUCCAACUAUCACUUUUAUCCAAAACACAUUGAAUAUAAAAAUAGUUUAGAGCAUACAUUCCACCAAAAUCUGACCUAAAAUCGUUUGCAGCCUCAUCGGAAUGGAAUAUCAAACAUCAUAUUUAUAAGAAAUCAAUAAAUCGACAGUGGAAAAGCAAAAUUGCUUAACCGCCACUUUGGUGCUGCUUAAAAAUUAUAACUUUGCAGUUUUUAUUUAAAGUUAAACAAAAGUGGCGUAUAAACAAUUUUGCUUUUUCACUGGCAAAACAACUUUAUAAAUCUGUGUAAUUAUAAUUGCUAGUACCAUUUGGAACAACUUAACGUUACGGAAAUAAUUUCAAAUCAAUUCUGCUUAAAAAAAUCAGCACUUGGGCAGUGCUUAAUUUGUAAGCCUACAAGAGAGCUAGACUAGAUGACCUUCAAAAGUGAUUUCGAUUCAAAGCAAGUGGCGUGUGUGAAGGAAAUAAGUCAAAUAACAAAAUUAUUAAUAGUGUGCAGGUGACGUAACGCCAACGAACCACUCGUGGUCAUGAUGUCAAGGUUGCUUCCGAUGACUUAUACGACACGUCGGUAUACAGGAUGUAUGUGCCUUGAUAGUGUGACUUUAACAGGGAUAACCUUAUAGGGAACAAGAAUUACUUAUAAAGAAAACAGUCUCUCUAUUGUUUAUAUUUUCAUUUGAAAUUCUUUAUCAAUCUUUCUUUCUUGUAUCUGACACAGUCUCUACUUUAGUUUUAAGCGUAGUUUCCUCGCAAGGUUUAUAAUUUUUACCACAUCAGUUACCAUCUAAUAAUAAUUACUUUAAAACAUUAAAUGUAUUAAAAAUAGAUUUCUUUGUGUUCAAUUUAGUUAAAUAAUUUUUAAUAGAAAGACGUAGGUACUAAGAAUACCGCAAGGAAAUUUUGAAAUAAAUUCACACCGACAGAUGAACAUAAACAAUAUGGAUAAUUAAAUAAAAUAGGCUAUGCAAAUGAGAGAGUCACAGCAAAUAAAUACAAAACCGAUACCCAAAUACAGGUAAUUUAAAUUCACGGAUGACACGAGAAAAAUAUUUUAGAAUUGUGUAUAAAGGAUAUUUCUUUCAUGAUGAAAUUCAAAUCUUGGCAAAUAUAUAUUCAUUAUCUUUUAUAAUACGUAAACAUACAUGAAAAUAGCGAUGAUUUAAUAGAGUAUUUUUUAUUGCAAGUGAUAUUCUUGACCUGGAAGUAUCAAGAGCGAAUUCGAUACGCAAAUGUAUGUUGAUACAAUUUAUAUAAAUGUUUUUAAAUACAAUCUUAGAAAGCAAGCGAGCGAGUGAUAAGAAAUUUCAACGGCCGGUGAAGCAUGGAAAAUGGUGCAAGUACUUAGUUUAGUUUAGCUUUAUUAGUAGAGCAAUGGUAUUAUAAUUUAUAAUAUUAACGUUGUUAAAGGUAAAUAAAGAAAAAUAUUUCGAUUUAUACCAGCCAUUACUCAAAUGUUCAAGUCCAGUAGGAUCUGAAUCUGAAUGCAGUCAUAUUUCAACAAAGAGUAACAAGAAACUACUACCUACUUUUUAAAUAUUCGUUUAAAUUCCGCUUCUCCUUCUAUCACUGUUUUUUGUUAUUGAAACAUCUUUUCUCUACCUUUCUACCUUAAGAGAUAAAAUAAGAAAUGUUUCAGAAUAUGCCAUAAAUAUUUUAUGAGUGCAAUAUGCUCAAAAACAUAAUAUCAUCAAAACAAAGGGUGGAAUACAGUUACUAGCUACUGCUUAAUUUUAAUAUAAUCGCCGUUUGUUUCUACGGAUUCUGUAGUGAUCAAAGAUUAAUUAAACGGUGUUACGUCACCGAAGCUUGCAGUUUAAUCGUCUAUCGCGGAUAGAUAGCGCAAUACGAUUUGAUACGACGCCGGUCCAAGUCGAAUUUUCAGUGACACGCGAACGACGACAGGCGACCGACGCUUGCGCCACGUGUUCAAACGAAAUACGAACGAAUUCUGAAUUCGAAAUCGCGAAUUCAACGUGCAAAUAAGUGUUGAGUGCGCUUGUUUUGUGUGUGUUUACCAAGAAGGUUUAGGAUGUGAUAUAUUGGAAAUUCUCUCGAAUAUAACCAUUUUAUCAAAAAAUAAAGAAACUCUUCAUAAUACCUAUAUUUAUCUCGCUGCUUUACUUAAUCUUUACGACGUAGGUUAUCGAUUUUGCAGAAAAGUUUAAAGUAAAUUUAGGAUUCGGUUAUUUAUAGUUUUUUAUUACGUUAGUGCCUUUCUAUGACCUUAACCUCUACAUGAUAAUAGACAUCCUUUUAAAAAUCUAUCUGCUUAAAUUGCAGAUACCGGUAUUGUUAUCAAUGAUAUUAAUAUAUUUUCUUUCGUCUUGAACACAUGCCAAACCUUUAUUGUUUUUGUUUGGUUGUGUCUCUUGAAGGUCUUAUCAUAAUGAGUGUUUAUUUUAUCAUCGUUAUAGAAGCACUCCAAAUGGAAGUUUAUAACUUUAUGAUAUGAUUAAUUGUUUGUUUCUUUUACUAAAUCACAGAUGCAUUGAUAAAUUGCAUAGACUGAACUUACUAAACUAUGAAACCUUAUUGACCAUUUCGCAUUUCGUGUAAUUCCGAUAAGUGUUUGAUAGGACGUGAUCCGAUAUAUUCAGUGUUGAAUUUACAGGACACAAAAUCAAAGUUUUUCUUUAUUCGAAUUGAAAUCGCAAUACAGCCGUUUUGAAUUUCCCUAUCGUUCAGGAAGAUUAUUAAAUUAUAUACCAUUUACACCAACCCCCGCAAUGACAUCACACUUGCAAACUAAUCAUGUCAAAAAAUGUUUAACAAAGUUGGUUUAAACUUUUUGCUUCUGCAUUGUUCCGUGGCAAGCUUAGAUUUUUUUGUUGUCCUGUCCAGAUUUGUCGAUUCCGUAGUGGCCUGCUAAAUCUGCACUGUAUUUUGGAUUGUCUAAGUAUUUUUUUGUAUGUUUUGGUGACUAGUAUGAUAUACGCAACGUCUAAUUUUAACAUUAGUUGAAAAUACAAUGAUGUCAUAAGUUUAAUAUUUUGUCGUGAGUUGAGGAUGAAGUUACGUUACUAAUUAAAAUGUUGAUGGUAUGCCUUUUUUACACGAUAAUCUCUUCAGCUCUACUAUUAGUAUAGAGCGAAUUUUUAUUUUAUUUUUUGACUCGGAUUAUUUAUCCUUUACUUCCGAUUCAAUAUCGUUUGUUUCUUGGCGUAAUACUCAUCUCAAAGAGUUAAUAAAAUAAAGUAGCAAUAAAACAUAAUAUUGAAAGUGUUAGUAUUGUUUGGCAUGCUCUAGUAUAAAUUUUAGGUCACCUCUCGCAUCUAUUUCAAUACGCGCCAGUCCCCUUUUAUGCGCAUAUAGUUGUUAACUAAGUCACCUUGAUUAAUUCAACACCUCGCUUUAUGUGACGGCCCCGGAGUGUACGUUCUGAAGUUGAGGAGAGAGUUAAAUUCCUUCUUUUUGCUCACUCUGGACGUUGAUAAAAUACUCUUUAAAAAGCAUGUGGAUUUUUGAUAUUUUCAAAACACUUGACAAUCGUGUUUCUUUUCAUCAACUGAGAUGACAAACAAUCUAUAUUUAAUUUUGGAAAUACCACCAACAUUUCAGUAUCGUGAUUUCGUGAUCCACGAUACCCGAAAAUAAAAGUGUUCUAUCAAGUGACUUUCUAUUGAAAUCGUUUCAAUAGGUUGCAUUUUCUUAAUCUCCUAAUUCUAAUUUAGAUUGCUCGGUAAUUGCCCGAUCGUGGUCUUUGAUUUCCGCGAAGAUGCUAAAUGCAGCUUUCGUAACUGCUUUAUGCAACUGAUUAAUUAGACAUAGCGGAGCCGUUAAAUUGACUUAUUUUAGUUGAGACUUUCAUUGCUAUUGUUCCAAGCAUUAGUUAUUCGGUUUAGUGGUUCCCUCUUUAUCUAAACCACUUCUCGCGUAAUUAUUGCAUUACUGUGUCAAUAUCUAUCUAUUGCCGAAUCUCUUAAAACCCGUGACUUUCCACUUAAUUUGAAUGAGAUUCUUGUAUCUAUAAAAACUUGUAUUUUCUUUUCGUCUUUGCAAUAAACAGUGACAUUAUUACGAUAGAGCAUAUUCUCUUUAAACUUAUAUAUUUUGGAGUAAGUGAUAAAAGAUGAAUCUAAGUGUGUAAACAAAGGUUGCUUUAUGAGAAGUUCCUAUCUAAAAAGAUUCUGUGCUCGCCUGAAGUAGAAAUGGUAUUUGGCAUCGCUCUCCUCGCAUUAUAAAACACCACGUAUGCCAGCAACGCUAUUUUUAAGAGCCUAUGACAUUAGCUAUUUACCUUUCGAUCCAGCACAGUUAAUGAUGAUAUCCAAACUCUCGGGUACAACAAAUGGACUACUUCUGUUUUCUAUUGCAUUUUGUAAGUGUUUUAAUUUACUGGAUUUAGUAGAGAUAUUUUAAUGGUACUAGUUGGUUUUGGAUGUAAUGCUAUUAUGGUUAGUUAGAAUCGUAUUUAAAAGCGUACAUGAUUAAGCUAUUGUAAAUUAUAUUUUGAUUGUUGUUAUCACAUUUAUUAAGUUCGGAUGCACCUCGAUGUAUCGUAAUCGCUUUAAAUUUCACGCUAUGGCAAUUGCUAAUUUUAUUGCCAAGGUCAAAUUUAAGGUCAUUGGUAUCAUUUCUAUUGCCUCAUGUGGGCUUUAAAAUAAUUUUCCGCAUAAAACAAGGUUAAUGUCGGUUGCGCCCUAAGUUUUUAUAAUUUGCUUGUAUCCUUUUUUGUGUCUGUAAAUACUUUAAUUUUUUCAUCGUUUUCCUCAAAACGGGCAAUUCUUGCUUAACUCUCAAAUGAUGUAAAGUUGUUUCCUUUUGAAUAGGUUUACUUUUUAUUUUUUUAACCAAUAAAUAGCAAUCGUAUUACAAAGAUCUGUUUUAUCUUUUAGAAGUCUACUUAAUCUUAUUUCUAAGAAUCUGUAUUAUAAAAGCUUCGUAGACAAAUUCAUCAAAUGUUUUUAGUUCAACGUCUCGCAAUGACCUAGAAGUUAUUAUUAGAUAUGUAAAGCGCAUCAUUUAUAUAACAACAACAAACAAAAGCCACGUUUACUUUACUGUAAAUAUUACAUUUUACGGAACAUAAAUUUAUAAGUUACUGACUAAGCUCAUAACUUAAAGUAUCAUGAAUAUUAAUUAUGGUAUUUAGAAGUCUUACAAUUUAAGCAAAUAAUUGAGUCGACGCGUAGUCAAUGCUAAAGUAAAUGUCAUAUUACACUUCUUUUUAUUUAUAAUACAAAAAGAUCAGACUAGCCCUUGAAUAACUUGAGGGUCCUAAGCAAAGCUAUGUUAUAUUUUUUAUGACUGGAUUUGGAUCACGCAAGGAUCCUAUUUAAGUCUCAUUGUUAUUACUUAUACAUAUACAUUGUACAUGGGAAUGUUUUGUUAUUUUCAUUUGAUUAUUUUAGCCUGGCAUUUUGAAAAACUGUUGGUGACAACGAACAAUUAAAAAUACAACUCCUUUAGUUUACAGAAAAUCCACAUGGGAUAUUAAGGCUUGUACAAAGUUCCGUCCUAUCAAAUUUAUAACCCCAUGAUGUGGUUUCACGAUGACAUCAUAAGGUAAAUAAACAUCCACUUUUGUGGGUUGAAUAUAAAAGUUGUUGAUGAUGGAAAUGUUAUUAUAAGCGCCCUAAUGGAACUUCAUUUACAUAGAAUAGUUUAGGGAAGAAUACACGUUUUACUUUGAUUUUAUAUCUCCGACUACUAAUCAGUCUAGUAUCUAACGUAGGCUUAAAACAUUUAGAUUCUUCAAAUUGGUAACGUAACUUAAUUCUUUUGAAAUGUUAGUGAAAUGAUUUCCCAUAUCUUUCUCUGAAACAUAAAAAACUCGUGAAAGCACGCAAACGACUAUAAAAUAAAAUUAAUUGUUACAUAAAACGAUAUUCACGGAUUGUCAGACUGCGCCUUCCGUGACCCGACCGCGCAUCGAAAUGCGCGCGCAUUGUAAAACUCUCCAGUAAAUUUUCCGCCCGUAUCGAAUCAGCCAGUCACUUUUCCUAACCUCAAACCUACCUCUACCUCACGAACAGCUGUUCGAUACUCACUAUGUUAAAUAACUAACGUAACCAAUUAAAAAUUACAUACGAACAAUCGGAACUUACCGGCUAGUCGCGUCCGACGCGAUUACGAAAUGAUUUAAAUUUAGAAACUUUGUUUUUUCUUUACGAUUUACGGUUUUCUUGGCUUUCAUUCAGUUUUCAGUCCACGUUCUAUGCGACAACUUGUUUCAAUUUUGAAAACUCUUGUUUUUCUAGAUUCGAAUAGAAUCUGCAUUCAAUUAUUUAACGUAGUGUUAUUAGUUUGUUUUUAUUUAAAUCUUUAUUUUAUGGUUACUCUACUUUUAUAGGUUAUAGUAUACUGUUUCAAAAUGUGUCUUUACUUCUCGUUUGGAUUAUUGUGAUUAGUUAUUUAACUGAACUAUGGCAGUGUUUUUGUGAGAGAUAUAAAAUUACAGUGUUAUUGUAGUUUCAUAGACUAGUGAAGUGUUAAAAUGGAGGAGUACGAAUAUGAUUUCUCGUACGAGUGCCGGCGUCUCGUCGAGGCAAUGGCGCCACGCUCGGCCCGCUCCUUCCGCCAAGAGUUCAACAUGCAGGACCUGGCGACCACGGAGCACACGGUCACGCACAUUACCUCGGAAAAAUAUGUCAGGACAUCACACACGACAGAGCUAGAUGGCACGCCCAUAAAAUCAAUGGCCAAUGGCAAACUAAGCUCGCCUAAAUAUACAAGCAAAACUAUCAUAACAGACGAUGACAGACCUGACUUACGAAAUCUAAAGAGGGUCCACAAAAUGUACGAAGGCCCAAAUAUCAUUGAAUCACGAGGUAUUGUUCACCCUGAAACUAGGGAAAUAUUGACUGUCGGUCAAGCGAUAAGCAUGAGGAUACUGGACGUACGAACAGGAAGGUUGAUAUCUUCCCCUGAAACAAGACAAACUAUGAGUAUCGAACAAGCAGCAGAAAAGGGUCUAAUUGAUCCGAAGCUAGCUGCACGCCUAACAGGACCAUGCGGAAUGACGGAAGAUGGAAACGAAGUGACGUUACUGGAAGCGAUCCAGAGAGAAUUAUACGACGCGGAACAAGGACUCACAGACCCAGCAGAAAAAAGAAUUAAGGUAACAGUUGAAUCUGAAAAGCCGAGUAGACAAGGAAUGAGUAUCUCCGAUGCAUUAAAUUGCGGACAAGUCGAUCUUCAAAGGGGUCUUUAUAGAUUACCUAAUGGAAACUACAUUACGAUAGCCGAAGCUUAUGAAAAAGGAUACCUCAUAUACAACGAGAUUAUCAAAAUAAAAUCUAGUGCUUUGUCCUUAUCUGACGCGAUUAGUCAAGACUUAGUAGACAACAAUGGUUGGAUUUUGGAUAGGAAUUCGGGCGAUAGGUUCCAACUAGAUGUUGCUAUUAAAAAUGAACUUAUUAAUCCUCAUAUUAGGGAAAUUGUAGAACCUAAAAAUGAUAGAAAAAUAUCGCUUGCUCAAGCGAUAGAGAAAAACAUUAUAAAUACCGUUCAUUCUAAAUACGUACAUAAUAUUACAAAAGAAAAGCUUUCUUUCAAAGAUGCAGCAAGUAAACGUUUCAUAUGUAAACCUAUGACACUUAAAGAUGUUUGUGAUAACAACCUUAUGACCAACGAUGGUAAAAUCUUGUCACCAACACAAAGGGUACCUUUAAGUAUUUCAGAGGCGAUCUCCACUGGAGUACUUGAUAGUGAUAAUGUUAAAUGCAUAACUGAUACCACAACUGGACAGCUAUUUACUUUAUCUGAGGCAUUAGCUGCUAAGAUAAUUUUACAUGAUAAUAAGUUCCGUGACAACUUAACCGGUGAGAUUUGUACAAUCCCUGAAGCUGUAGAUAGAGGUCUUAUAACAUCAGUCUCUCAAAGAUCAAUAUUUAAUAUAGAUGGUUUCCGGGACCCAAAAACAGGGGAAUUUAUUUCUUUUAAUUCCGCAUCGAAAAAAGGUUACCUUAAGUAUGCUAACGGUGAAACUUUUCUUAAAUCUGAAAGUGGGGAUUUCGUUUUUAUAGAAGACUGUACAAAAGUAUCAAUAGUCCGUCCUGAAGUUUUAGAAAUGUUUAACCGUAAGAUAGGAAUUUAUGAAAAUGGUAAAGAACUUAAUGUCUUUGAUGCAGUAUUCAAAAAUAUUCUUGAUCCCAAAACAGGGAAUUUACUUGAUGCAACCACUAAGAAACCUAUUCCAUUUAAUAAAGCAGUAGAAAUAAAUAUGAUUACUCCAGAGGGGGCUGCCUUGUUAAAUUCCCUACUAAAUAUAACUCUCACUUUACAAACAGUCACUAAAACGGUAAAACGUUAUGUCACUGUUACGAAUACAAGUGCAUCCCAAAGAUCCGAAGCAAUUCUGACUUUCACAGAAGCUGUACGUCGAGGUCUUAUUGACGAAAAAACCGAGACAUUUACAGAUCCAACUACAGGAACUGUAUUCCCUAUCCAACAAGCUUUAGAUGAAGGAUUACUUGGUGUGGAAAAGAACGAACCUCGUGUUGUUCGUAUUCCCGAAAUAACUAGAAAAGAGUUAGUCCCGGAGCAGGUUGUAGAACUUAGAAUUACCAAAAAAUCAUUUAUUCCCGAUUUACCUCUUAGUCCUGACAGUAAAUUACAACAAGACGAUAAGCCUGAAACUAUUAAAAGUCCUGACGUAGUUAGUCGAAACGUAGCCCAAGAGCGUGAUACUAUAAUGCGAGAAGUCAAAACUGUAACUUCAAAGUCUAUAAUCACAGAACCUACUGUGACUUCAUUAACUAUUAGGAAAAACACUAUCGAAUUACCGCGUGGUGGCUGGACCCUAAAAGAAGCCAUAUCGCAAAACCUCUUCAAUCCGGUUACUGGUAUAUUUGUUAUUCCUGGAACAGAAAGAGAUAUGGAACUCAGAGAAGCCAUUGCACUUAAUAUCAUCAAUCCCGACUCUGCGGUAGUUAUCAACCCCAAGACCAAGAAAGAGAUACCUUUACAAAACGCAAUAGAAUCACGUAUACUUGACAACACUGGUCAUUUUAGUUUACCAACUGGUAUAAUAAAUAUGAAAGAAGCUUUUGAUCGCAGAUUAAUAGUACACGUAAAAAUUUCAAGCAAUGUAUCAUUACAAAAAGUAAUUACUAUCACGUCCGUUGCUGGAAUUCCUGAUAAAAUUGAAAUAUCCGAAAUAACCGAAACCAUUCCUCGUGACGUAAGCGAAGAGCAAUCAAUUUUAGAACCUAUCCAAGUAGAUUCAGGUAUCAUAUAUGAUCCAGCCACAGCUUUAGUCAUAUCGACAUCGUCAGGUGUCUCCGAAAAUAUUUUAGAUGCUGUUGACCGAGGUAUGGUACCAUUCGAUGCUGUUAAAAUUAAAGAACCACAAACCGGCAAACAACUUACUCUCAAACAAGCGUUAGAUAAAGGUGUUGUGGACAGACAAACCGGAGACUAUAAAGAUAAGUCUGGUAAUAGACUCAGUUUAACAGAUGCAGCAAAAAUAGGCCUUAUUACUGUUAUAGGGGCUCCGUUAGUUGGAGCAGCAAAGGUUAUUCAAGUCGUCAAAAGUACUAUGGUAGUAGAUCCUAAAACGGGGGAAAAAGUGCCUAUGGAAGUAGCUUAUGAAAGAGGUUUAGUGGACCCAGUUACUUAUAAAAAAUACGAAGAAUCUAUUAGGGAUAGGUCCCCCGAAUAUGACCCCACAAUACAGAAAGAAAAACAGUCAACGAAAACCAGCACAGUUACGUUUUCACAGAUUACAACAAAACCCACAUUGACUGGCACUUCUGUCAUGUAUAUCAUAGAUCCUAAAACAAACGAGAAAUUACCAUUAGAAACUGCACUUCAAAAAGGUUUUAUUAAUGAAGAUACUUACAGAGAAUACUUAAAAUUAAGUGAAGAUCCUUCUAAACUCCAAAGCAGCUCCAGUACUAUUACAUUCACUAACAGCGGAAAUAAACCCACUGUGACGAGCACCACUAACGUCCUAGAUCCUGUUACUGGCGUCAAAAUUCCUAUAGACGAAGCAUACGAAAAAGGAUUAAUAGAUCCGAUAUCUUAUUCCAAAUAUAAACAAUUGUUAAAUCCUGAUUUAUCAAAAGAUAUAAAUACGGAAACUUUCCCUCAGUCAACAAAACCCAUAUCUGUAGGAGCGGCUGUUUCCGAAGGCUUUAUCACUGUAGAGACCAUCCAAAAUAGUAUUUUGGCUGAUACUAGGAAACCUAUUAAUUCGAUAUCUGUUACGCAAACUUUACAGCAGCCUUCUGAUAUAGUACAUGUAACGCAAUCUCAAAUAUCACAAACACCUAAAUAUAAGCUACAAAUGGCUACAGAAAGUACAGUUGAUUCUUCAGUAUUAGAAACAAAACCUAUUGUUCUGCAAAAACUACGAAAACGGGUAGUGACGCCAUUAGAAGCCGUCGAAAAAGGAUUACUGAGUAAAGAGACAGCUAAAAUUUUAGAAUCUAUUAAAGUUUAUAAAGAUGAAAAUGGUAUGCCACUCACACUCGAAAAGUCCAUUGAAAGUGGUUUUGUAGAUGAUAAAAAAGGUGAAAUCAAAGAUCCUGUUCAUGGUGAUAUUAUAAAUAUUAAAGAAGCCAUUAAAAGAGGUAUAUUGGAUGAAGAAGGACAGGAUGAAGUACUGAUUCCAUUAGCAAAAAGUCUUUCCAUUGCUGAAGUUUUAGAACAAGGCUUACUAGAUCCAGCUACAGGCAAAAUUAUACAUCCGGAAACUGGUAGCCAUUUGACUUUAAGAGAAGCUAUAAUUUGUGAUAUAGUUGACCCCUUGUCAUCAGUUAUUGUUUCUCCAGGUAACGAAAUGGUGCUAGCCGAAGCUAUUGAAAAGAAUAUAAUCGACAAUGAUAAGAACACGGUAAAAACAAGCAACGGUAAUCUAGAUUUACUAUCAGCUGUGAACGCGUGUAUUUUUACUGUACCGGAUACAGUUACCAAAGAAGAGAUUCCACGUGCAGCUAUGACAUUAUCGGUGGCUAUUAAAAAAGGGCUCAUUGACUCAGAUACUAAACAAAUGAAACAUCCUCUGACUGGUGAACGUUUAACUAUUGAGGAAGCAGUAAAGAGAGACUUAUUAAUGGCUAUUCCUUAUCCAUUGUCACAAGAUGCGAUUACCUUGGAAGAAGCUUUAGAAAAAGGAAUAGUUAAUUUCAAAGAAAAUAAAUUUACCGAACCAAUAUCUAAGGAAAUUAUGCCUAUCGAAAAAGCAAUGGAACAAGGCUUUUUGACUAUAAAACCGAACACGGAGGCUUUACAAACAAGUGGAGUUGUGACAACAGUCACAGAAACAUUUUCUUCUCAACACACAAUUACUACUAAAAUGAUAGAACUUUUAGCUGAUUAUGUUCUAGUCAGUGCACAUGAAGUUCAAAAUACAAAAACAGGGGAAAUACUGUCAAUAGACGUUGCCCGACAAAAGGGAAUCGUUCGAGAUGAGCAAACUAGUAAAGAACAGUUUAUUACUACCGACACAAAUAUUAAUUUCGAAGAUGCUCUCAAUCUUGGAUAUAUAAACAUAGAAGAGGGUACCUUCACUCACCCGAGUACUGGAGAAGUGAUAUCUAUUUCAGAGGCAGUUAAUUCGGGUGUUCUAAAUACUGAAGUAAUAAAAUCGGAUGAGUCUAAAAUCGAAAUAGCAAAGAAAGACUUUGAAAUGUUGGAUCUCAAUGAAGCAUUUGAUCUACUAUUUGACGAAACAUCACAAACAUUUAAAGACCCUAAAUCUCCCGCAAAAUCAAUAACAUUAAAGGAAGCCAUAAAUCGUAAUAUUAUAAAUCCAAAAUCUAUUAUUUACGAUGUAGGUGCUGCUAAACCAGUAACUGUGCAAGAAGCAAUCAACACGGGCUUAAUUGAUAACAAAUCUGGAAAACUGAAAGUACCAGAAACUGGUAAAUCUGUUGACAUUAAAAAUGCAGCUAAGUUGGGACUGAUAGCAGUAGUUGCUGCGCCUGUAUUAGCUGGAAUGGCUGUGGUAAAAGGUGCAAAAGCAGUAACUUCUAAAAUAAUGCAGCCUAAGCAAUCCGUAUCAGAAACUGAUAAAAAGGCUGAAGCCACGAUUUAUCCAAUCAAUGCGAAGGACAAUUACCCUGCACAAUCAAUAUCGUCUAUAAAAAAUGACAUACGGGAAUUACAAAAAUCUCCGCUUCCUCAGCCAGGGGUUCCAAAAGAAAAACAAAUAGGUUUGGAUACAUUAGUUAAAGCUAUAGAUACUAAGAAAGAGAAGCUGGAUCCGUCAUAUCAAGCUAUUGCUAGCCAAGCGAUUGAACCUUGUGUUACCAAAAUAGGAACUGUUCACGCAAGCAAAAGUAUCGUAGAGCAAAUUCAAGAACAGGAAUUGGUAAAGGAAUUACCUCUUGACUUAGAAAAUAGGUUGCAGAAGCCUCAAGAAAUUCAACAAAUGAAUGCUGAAAAUAAGGAAGCUUCCAGUGAUAUAAUCAAAAUAUCUACACCCAUUUGCGAAGAUUUGACCCAAGAGAAAACUAAAUUCAAAGAUCAACAAAAACUUGACGAACUAAAAGAUCCAACACGCGAUCCUAUGAAAUCGAUUGAAGUUGAAAGUAAAUCUCAAACCAUCUCAAAAAAAACUGGAGAUAUGAUCAAAGAAUCUCAAAAAUUCAUCACGGAGGAAGCCGCUUUAAGUGACAAAGAUAAAAAUAUACCACAAGAUAAAAAAUCAAUAAGUUCUUCUGACCAAUAUGAUAUUUCUGUUCCGGAAGUAAAAGAACGGAUAAAAGAAUCCUCUCCUAAGUCUGACACGUCUAAAUCAGUUGAACAAGAACCAGAUUUACAGGAAUUUCAUAAAGUUACACCUGAUGGCAUUGAGCAUAGGACUAUUGUCAAAACUAUUGUUACUAAAUCAGAGCCUUCGGAAUAUAUCUCUGAACAAAUGAGUACAGUUGUUACUACGAAGCUAUCGAAAAUAUCUACUGUUGAAAUAACACAAAAUCAAUCAACGUCAUAUAAUAUAGGUACGGAAGAUAGAACUGAGCCAGAAACUACACAUGCAAUAUUGACCAGUGAAAAAGGCGAUACAAUGAAAUCUUCUGACGAUGUUGAUAAAUUAUCAGUGGCGCAAGCAGAACAAACUGUAUUUACAGAACAUUCGGGUCAUGUAAAAGAUACAAAACAAACACUUGAAUCACCAACAAAAGAUACAACGUUGAUUAAAGAAGAAAAUGCCACAAAAUAUAAUGACGACACAAAUGAUAACCAGAAAGAUAUUGUAGUACCACAAAAACCUACCAUGAGAGAUGAUAAAGUAAUCACUGAAUCUUCUUACGUCAAAGAAAAUACGCCAGAUAUUAUCGAUACCCACGCAACAGUUUUAACUACAUCAACAUUGAAAUCAGCUGGCGAUAUAUUUGCAGCUGUUACUAAGGGUGUUGUUCCAACCGAAGUUAUUCAUAUUGUAGAUCCGAAAACAGGCAAUGACUUAACUUUAAAGGAAGCAAUAGACAAGGGAAUAAUUGACGAGAAAACAGGUGAAGUUACGCAUGAAUCAGGCAGUAAGAUUAGUUUCGGUGAUGCAGCUAAACUUGGCAUCGUCGCCAUCAUAGGAGCACCUGUUCUUGCCGCAGCAAAAGUUGUAGACAUAGUUAAAAACGUUGUAAAGGUUGAUCCAAAUACAAGAGAAAAAGUAGAUGAAGCUAACAUUCGUAAUCUUGUUGAACCAGUAUCUAACGUCAAACAUGAUCAGUCUAUAAAAGAUACUGAUCCUAUCAUUGCAGCAGAAAGUACAAAACAAUAUAGCAUUAAAACGAAUCUGUCUGAAGUGUUUCCUACUAGUGAACCUAUUGAAAUAAAAACUACGAAAAAUUCACAUUUGCAACCAAUUAUUACCGAAACUGUUAUAACAACAGUCGAAAAUAUAGCUUUAGACGACGCAGUAGCGCAACCCUUAAGGAAAGCAACCUACGAUGGUAAAGCCAUAUCGGCUUCUUUGAUAGAUGCCGAAAAACAGCCUCUUAGAGUUAUUGAUGAAAUAACAGAACAAACUGUAGUAAAAGUGGCUCCACAACAUGAUAAACCGUUAUAUGAAAACAUAACAUUAACUGACGCGAUAUCUCAAGCUAAAAUUGAACAAAAAGUUUGUAGGAUUAUCAUAAAUGGUAUUGAAUCUUUAUUAACGGUCCAAGAUUCUUUAGAACAGGGUCAAAUAAGUAAGUUUACACUAGUAGAUAUAAUGUCGAAAAAUUUAGUCCGUGUGAAAGAGACUGAGCCAAAAUUCUGCAUUGCAAUUUCCCAAAAACUUACACCAGAGGAACUUUCUGAAAUGGGCGUAUAUGAUAUCGAAAAGCAAGUAUUUUUGAAUCCUGAAACAGGUGCAAAGAUAUCUUUCGAAGAAUUAGUUUACGGUUUACAUGUAUUUGAUCCGGAAACAAUCCUUGUAAAAGAUUUAGGAUCUAAAUCUGAUAUCUAUAUUUCAUUUGAAGAAGCUAUAGGAAGACCGAUAAUUGAUAAAGGUACUGGACAUAUGGUUAAUCCUAAAACAGGAAAACGGGUACCUUUCUUAGAAUGUGUACAAAUAGGAUGGAUUGUAGAAAAGCCAGAAGAUGUGACAGUCUUUGAACAAUUGUCGAUUGAAAAUGCAUUAGAGCAAGGAUUAUAUAACCCUAAAACUAGUGAAAUAGUAGACGUGAAUACUGGUAAAUUAAUUCCCAUUGGUCAAGCUGUUGAAAACGGUCUGGUAGAUCAGGAAUCAUUGUUGAUUAAUGUACCUCAUUCUAACGAACAUAUACCAAUGUCAGAUGCUCUGGAGCGUGGUAUAAUAGAAAUACGUGAGGGUUUUAUAACUAUUAUUGAAACUCGCCAAGUCAUAGAAAUAUCAGUGGCAAUACAACGUGGAAUUAUAAGUCUGAUACGUAGACCGAUUUCUAUUGAAGCUAUCAUUGUAAAUGACAUGUUAGAACCAUCUACGGGACUGAUCAAAGAUGUAGUUACAGAUCAAUUAGUAAGUGUCAGCGAUGCCGUAGAUAGGAAUAUCAUACAUCCCACUAUAUCUGAAAUAAAAGAUACAGCAUCAGAAAAAUUUGUACCUCUCUCAGAAGCACUUAACACGAAACUCAUUCACCCGGAAACGGGUAAAAUUAAAGACAAAAAGACUGGUAAAGACAUUCCAUUAGAUGACGCUUUGAAAAAAGGUUUACUUGCUACUAAGGACGUCACAUUUUCUUUGUUUGAUAUAAUUGAAUUAGGUUAUUAUUCUCCUGAGACAUGCCAGAUUUUAAACCCCAAAACUGGAAAAAAUGUGACCCUAGCUCACGCAUUAAAAGAUAAGUUAGUCGAUCCGUCUGACGUUAAAAUUAAAGAUGAUAAUUCUGAAGCAGUUUUAUCAUUUCAACAGGCUGUAAAAAUAGGUCUUGUCGAUACAGAGCGAGGUGUCAUUACCUCUCCAGCUAUUAAUUUCAAGGAAGCUCGCGAUAAAGGUUACAUUCUUCAUGAUAAAAAGCCAUGGACAUUACAAGAAGGUCUAGUUCAAGGUUUUUAUAAUCCCGAAACAGGUCUUUUAACAAUCAAUGACUCUACUAUGACUCUGGAUGAAGCAAUUCAAAUAGGUAAUAUUAAUCCUAAUGCAAUGACCGUUAAAAACUCUAUUACUGGCGAAAUUAUUUCUUUAAAUGACGCUAUUAAAAUUGGAAUUAUAGAUUCAAAAGAAGGCACCGUACAUGAUCCAAUCCACGGUGAUAAAAUUUCUCUUACUGAUGCCUCAGAGCGAGGACUCAUUGUUCCUGCAAAACGUAAGCUUAGCUUACCUGAAGCUGUAUUCAAAGGAUUUUACGAUCCCAAAACUGGGAAGUUUUCUCAUCCAGAAGCAAAAGAAAAAGUUCAAACCGACCGAGCAAUCAAAAAGCGGAUGAUAGAUCCUCAAUCGACUUUAGUUCAUGUAGGUGGCAAAGUAAUACCAUUUGAAUUUGCAGUAGAUAAAGGUGUUGUAGAUGGUAGAAGAGGCACCGUUUUGAUAGGAAACGAAAGAGUAGAUUUUAGGGAGGCAUUUGAAAGAGGUAUAUUAGUAGAAGUCAGAAAACCUAUGUCUCUUAUUGAGGCACUUGAAAAGGGUAUUUAUAAUGAAAUAACUGGGCUUUUUAUGGAUCCACAAACAGGUAAAAAGUAUACGCUUGCGGAAGCUAUUAAAAUGAAUCUCAUUGAUCCUAAUUCUGUACACGUUCAAGAUAAUAGGAUGGGAAAAUGGGAUAAAAUUACACUUCCAGAAUCACUUCAGACAGGGGUAAUUGAUGAUAAAACUGGUAAAAUUAAAAACAUUAAUAAUGAAAACGAAGAAAUCAACCUUCGUAAAGCAUUUGAAAUUGGUUUGCUAGUUGAUAGCAAAGCACCUAUUAGCUUACAAAGAGCUUUGCAUCAGGGACUUUAUGAUGAUACCACUGGAAAAAUUUGUGAUCCAACUACAAAUCGUAAAAUAACUGUUCAUGAAGCUAUAAGACGUUCUGUCAUUAGUCCAAAAUAUCUAUGUUAUUUCGAUAAAAAGUCAGAAAAACCAUUAUCGUUAGCUGAAUGUUGUCGUAGUGAAAUUGUUGAUAGGCGCAACGGCAAAUUCACAGAACCAGGAUCAGACGUACAAAUACCAUUAUCAGAAGCCAUGAGCCUAGGCCUUAUAGUUGAUAUAGAAAGUGCUGGAUUUACUUUGUAUGAAACUUUGGCCAUGAAUAUGUACGAUAUUACCGAGGUUGUAUUUGUGCAUCCUGUAACUGAAAGAAAAAUAUCUCUUAAAUCUGCAAUAAUAGAAGAACUAAUCAAUCCUCAAACGUCUUUAGUUAAGCACAUCCCUACAAGUAAAUAUAUAAAAUUAGACGAAGCUAUACAAACUGGUGUCGUAGAUGAGGAAAAUAGCGUCUACGUUCUACCUAAUGGUAAUGAAAUAAAUUUCCUAGAUGCGAAACAUCGGGGUUUGAUAGUUACUGCCAAGAAAAAUAUUAGCCUCGAAGAAAUUAUUAGAAACGGUUUCUUUAGACCUGAUAACGGCAAACUUGUAGAUCCCACAACUAACGAAUACGUUGAUAUAAACAAAGCUAUCGAAAUCAACUUCCUAAAUCCUGACUUAACUAUUGUGAAAGACAACCUAACUAAUAAAUUCAAACCAUUAAUUGUAGCUAUACAACAAGGUGAUGUAGACGUUACCAAAGGUAGAGUUCUUGACACUAAAGCUAAGAAAACUUAUAGUUUAGAUAUCGCAUUUGAUAAGGGUCUUCUUGUGACCGUUGUUCAGCCGCUUACAUCUCAAACAAUAACCAAACGUUAUAUGCCAGAGGCUACGUCCUCUAAAGAGCCAGUUUUAAGAGAAUUCACUUUAGAUGAAGCCAUCAAAUAUGAAUUCAUAAAUUCAGAAACAGCUGUCAUAAAAGAUCCUCGCAAAAAUAAAUACAUUCCAUUGAAAUUAGGUAUGACCGAGGGUAUUAUCGAUAAAAAUGCUAAAGGUUCUUUUGAUAUACAAAAUCGUACACGUACUUUAUGCUUCGUUUUUGAAAAUAGUUUGAUUGUGUAUAUUCGGGAACCUCUUACGUUUGAGCAAGCUUUAGAAAAAGGUUACAUAAACGUUGCCACUGCUCGAUUUACUGAUCCACAUUCCAAUGAAGUAUUAACUAUAAAAGACGCAACAAUCUUAGGUUAUAUUGAUUCGGAUACUGCACUGAUAAAAGAUAAUCUCAAAAAGAGGUUGGUUAAACUGCCAGAAGCGUUCAGAAAGGGACUCAUGGAUGCUGAAAAGGGUAAUAUUUUGGACACUGAGACUUCUAAAUUGAACACACUUGCGUCAUCUAUAGAGAGCGGACUCCUAAUGACACCGAAAAAGAGCUUCUCUCUCAUAGAAACUAUCAAUUUCGGAAUAUAUAAUCCGACGACGGGAGCAUUAAAUGAUCCAUUCAUAACGACGAGCGUCAUAGAUAGAAAGAGGUUGAGUUUAGGCGAAGCAAUCCAUCAAGGAAUCGUAGAUCCAUCCAGCACUGUCGUCAAAGAACCCGAAACCGGAAAGAUUUGGCCAUUGGUUCAAGCUAUCGAACAGAAGCUUGUCGAUCCUGUCGAAGGCAGACUGGUUAUAGAUCCUAAAAAAGAGAUCAGUCUCGAUUUGGUCAAAGCUCAUAAAAAGGGCUACUUGCUGCCAGCAGAAACGAGGCAAGCAGUGGAAGAGAAGUACCGACUAUGUGAUGAGACUCUUUCUAAGUUACUGGAGUGGAUUGCGAUCGUCGAAGAGAGGUUGGCCAAUCAAGAAGCGGCCAAAGAAGACAUGGAUGAGCUACGCAAUCAAAUAAAUAUCUUGAAGCUUAUCAAGGAUGACCUGGAAAGCCACCAGCGCCAAGUGUCCGCAUGCGCCGAUCAGGCUAAACAACUCCUGGUCUCAGGAGGAGAUGUUUUGGCACCACACGAGGUGGCGGCACUGGAGCGUGGCGUUCGACAGUUGAAACAGCGCUGCGACAAGUGCACGGACAAGUGUGACAAAAUGCUGCGACGACUCGUAGCCGCUAGAGACGAGCUCGGGAAAUUCAGCAAUGAACUGAGCACGUUCAACGCCUGGAUGGAAGGCGCUUACCGCCAGUUGGAAGAGAAGGAGGCGGCGAUAUCUAAGCUGGACAAACUCCCCCACCAAGGGGACGAUAUCAGGGACUUCGUGUCCGAUAUCAUCGCUCACCAGGCCGACCUCAGGUUUAUUACCAUGGCCGCGCAGAAGUUCUUGGAUGAGAGCAAGGAAUUCCUAACGAUACUAAACGAGUACCGCACUACAUUACCGUCCCGUCUGUCGCACGUUUCACCGCCCGUGGACAGUGCUGUCCGCGAAGGAGCAGCCUUAGCUCGCCGUCGUCAUAGUGACUUAACAGCGAGGGCCCAAAGAUUGCAGGACAGACUGAGGGGAACCGCGCACCUUACCAAACAAUACAACCUCGCGCUCGAGAAGGCCGGCAAAUGGAUCAACGAUAUCGAACCACAAGUCCGCUCAGUGCUGUCAGAACCCGUAGGCGGUGAGCCACGAGCGGUAGAAUCUCAACUGGCGAAGGCCAAAGCUCUGCAUGGAGAGAUCCUGUCGCAGGGACGGCUCAUCGACAACGCUAAAGACGCCUGCGACCAGCUAGUGAAGUCCUUAGAAGGCAAUCUCACACCUUCAGAGAUACGUCAACUAGAAGUACCCAUCAUAGAUCUGACGGCUCGCUACAAGGACAUAGAUGGCGCUGUGAGCUCCAAGUGCGCAGAGUUGGAGGCUGCGCUGUUGCAAUGCCAAGGAUUACAGGACGCGGCCGAAACGCAAGCCCAUUGGUUGGGACAAGUCGAGAACGUUUUCAAGAACCAAAUGAAACCCGCGUCUCUGAUCCGGGAGCGUCUAGACGAGCAAGUCCGCGAGCAACGCAUCACCCACGGCGAGGUGGAGGCCCGCAGAGCUGCGCUGGCGCAGCUCCUGUCUGCCGCCAGAGACGCUGCCAGGGCGCCAUCUAACGCCAGGAUUGCGAGGAAACUGGAGCAACGCGCCGAAGAGAUAUAUGGAAGAUACGAGAAGCUUCUAGAGCGUUCUAUCAAGCGCGGCCAGUUUUUGGAAGAAGUGUCUCAAGAGCUAGCCAUAUUUAGUCAACAAGCUGCUGCUUUAGAAGCUGCGCACACACAACUAACCGAACAAGCGGACACUAGAGAACUGGCUAGAAUCAACGCCGAUGACCUGCGAGCGAGACUGGCGGAUUUGGCACAUUUCAGAGACAAACAAAUGCCGCUUCUUGAAGAAUGUCUACGCAACGGCAAACAGCUGAUCGCCAAAAAGGACGUUACUGACACGCACGUCGUUCGCGAUAGGAUGAAGAUCUUGGAGAAUCAAUGGCGAGAUUUCAACACUGCGCUUGAAGAGAAACAGAAAUUGUCAAAACAAAGGGCUGAUCAGCUCAACCAAUACGAUACACUCCGAGCUCAGGUGCUAGAAUGGUUGCAAUCCAUAGAGAACAGAGUCGGAAGACUUCAACCCGUUGCCGUUGAUUUGGACAUUAUGAAACAGCAACAAGACGAACUGCGCCCCCUAGCCAAGGAGUACAGAGACUACUCGGUUACCAUAGACAAGGUGAAUGAAGCGGGAGCUGUGUAUGAAGCUUUGUCUCGUGGCGAACGCGCGGACAGUCCUCAUAGAAGACGAUUGUACAGCCCUACUAAACGACAUACGCCCAGUCGUACAUUAGACGGGCGUUCGCCGUCGCCCAGCAAAGGUCUAGGAUUGGCCAGCCCCGCUUCUACUCACUCCACCUCUAGCGGGUUCUCUUCCCGUCGCUCCAGCCAAGAAGGAUUCCAUCUUGAAGAGUUAUCCGGCGUACAACAACAGCUAUCGGAGAUAAACAACCGCUACAGUUUGGUAGGCAGUCGCCUCGCUGACAGACAAGCGGAAUUGGACGCUUUACGCGCGGAAUUGAGGAAACAUCUCGACAGUUGCCGAUCGCUACAUUCCUUCUUGGACAAGGUGCAACGCCAACUGCCCAAAGAGUCGAUACCCAACACCAAGGAAGAGGCGGAUAAGACGACGAAGCAAGCGCGCGCCGUUCUAGAGGAAAUGUAUGAGAAGCAGAGCAUCCUCGACUCUACCAAGACACAGGUUCGCGAACUUCUAAAGAAGAAACAAGGCGUCGAAGGCGCUGACAGGUUGCACGCUGAGAUGGAAGAUGUCGCCACUCGCUGGAAGGCGCUGCACGAUGCUUUCAAAGACAAGAUCCGUCUAAUGGAGGAGAUGAAGGACUUCCACGACACCCACAGUAACCUGACCACGUGGUUGGGCUCCAAAGAUCGUAUGUUGGCCGCACUCGGACCCAUAUCCUCGGACUCGAGGAUGGUGCAAACUCAAGUGCAACAGGUCCAAGUCCUCCGCGAAGAAUUCCGCGUACAACAACCACAGUUGGCACACUUGGACGAGAUAGCGGCUGCUGUACUCCAACGUUUGGAUCCGAAGUCGCCAGACGCUGAAUCUCUCCGCCGGAAGGUGCAACAAGUACGAGAUCGAUGGAACGAUCUGCUUGCCAAGCUGGAAGCACGCGGUGAAAGCCUAGGCGCUGCCGCCGAUACUUCUCGCGAAUUUGACGCGGGAUUGGCUCGUCUGCGAGACGCCUUACACUCUAUAGGAGAUCAGCUGGACAGGCUCCCCGAACACGAGCCUGAUGAGAGACUGCGCAAGAUUGAGAACUUGGAACGGCAAUUAGAAGGCCAGAGGCCUUUAUUGGCGGACUUAGAAGCCGCCGGUGCAGCCCUAGCAACCGUUCUUUCCGAUCCAGCUUCCAGACAAGACAUUCAGAGCAAACUGGCCGCAGUAGCAAGACAAUACGACAACCUGCAAAGGAAAUUAGACCUUAAGAAGGCAGAAAUAGAGGCGGCUUUGAAGGACGGUCGCAACUUGGAAGAGAACGUUGCCAAGACCCUGGGAUGGCUUCAAAGCGAAUUGGGCUCUUUGCCGGGUCGUUUACAAGUAUCGGCCGAUAGCAAUCGCUUACAACAGCAAUUGGAACGACACGAGCCUUUAUAUAGGGAGUUAACGCAGCGCGAACACGAAAUCAUCAUGCUGCUUGACAAAGGUCGUGAGAUGGAGAAGAAGCCGUCAUACCAAGGUCUCAGGAAGGACCUCGACAGGAUCCAAACGCAAUGGGAUAAGCUCAAGCGGGAGAUCGUCGAUCGAUACACACGCCUCCAGACUGCUAUGGAGCACUGCCGUAAAUACAGUAAGGCGCAGGAGUCUUUCCUGCCAUGGCUUAGUUCAGCGGAAGAACGCGUCGCUCAACUUCCGCCGACUGCUUUCACUCGACGAGAAGUAGAGGCGCAGUUGAGGCAAUUGCAACUGUUGAGAAACGACAUUUGGAAGCGGUCUGGCGAGUACGAAAAUAACAAGACGCUAGGCGAGACGUUCAUAUCCGCGUGCGAUGUUGACCAGGAGAUAGUCAGGAAACAACUCGACACGAUGCGUGACCGCUGGGACAGAAUCAACAAUGAAGUGCUGCAACAAGUGGAAUUCUUGGAGACUACCGCUCGUAAACUAGGCGACUUUGGUGAGAAAGUACGAGCUGUCGAGACACCUUUACAACGAUGCGAAGAGAGACUUCAAGACGCUUUAGCAGCACCCCCUGCCGUCGCCGCUGAAGCUGUGGCCAGAUUGACUGAUAAUAUUCACGCGCUGAGGGUUCCGUUGCAGAGUGUAGAAACGGCUGCCGACGACAUCAUCCGUCUUGCUCUCGAGUGCGGCGGUAAAGAGGAUAGCGAACGGGCCCGUGGUGUUCUACAAGCUCAUACAGCUGGACUCGCCGAUCGACUGAAUGAUCUGGAGACUCGCGCUGAUGAUGCACGAGCGAGAUUGGCCGGAGCUACUGCUGCCGUCGCACAGUUCCAGGAUAAGGUGAAGAACCUCUCCCACGACCUAACAGACUUAGAGAAGGAAUUGGACUCCAUGAAGCCACCGGGAAGGGACAUCAAGACUGUGAAGACACAAUUGGACGACAUAGGUCGUUACUACAAACGUUUGGAGAAGGCCGAUGACUUAGUUGGAGAUAUUGCAAGAGCCGCGGAAAGUUUGGUCGACAGCGGUUACGCUGUGGACUCAGCUAAUACGAGAGAUCAGGUGGAAGGUCUCCGCAAACAACUCGCUAAGUUGGACGAACGAGCUCGCUCUAAAGAACAAGACUUGGACGAUACUCUGAGCAAACUGGAGGCAUUCUACAAAGCAUACGACUCUGUCAUGGACGAUGUGCAAGAGGCAUCUGAGCAAGUACGCGCCCUUAAGCCGGUAUCCUCAGAAGUGGAACAGAUCCGGUCUCAACAGAAAGACUUCGGUGAAUUGAGACGACGCACCCUGGAGCCUUUGGGACAAAAUGUGGCCCAUUGUAACAAGAUAGGUCAAGGCCUAGUCAGAUCGGCCUUACAAGGAGUCUCCACGCAACAGCUGGAGAAGGAUCUCGAAAAGAUGAAUGACAAAUGGAAUGCGCUCAAGGAGAAGAUGAACGAGCGCGAGCGUCGUUUAGACGUUGGUCUUCUGCAAUCGGGCAAGUUCGCCGAAGCUCUAGCCGGGUUAGAGAAAUGGCUGGCUGACACCGAAGAUAUGGUGCGCAAUCAAAAACCACCAUCGGCCGACUACAAGGUCGUUAAAGCACAACUACAGGAGCAGAAGUUCCUCAAGAAAAUGCUGAUGGACCGUCAGAACUCGAUGUCUUCGCUAUUCGCUAUGGGCAACGAAGUGGCCGCCGGCUGCGAAACUGGCGAACGCAAGUCCAUUGAGAAACAACUCAAGGGCUUGAUGCAGAGAUUCGAUGCAUUAACUGACGGUGCUCAACAGAGGAUGCUUGAUUUGGAACAAGCUAUGAAGGUGGCUAAACAAUUCCAAGAAGAACUGCAACCACUUGUGGAAUGGCUGGGAACUGCCGAACGCAAGGUGAAGGCUUUGCAACUCGUGCCUACUGACGAAGAGAAGAUACAGCAGAAGAUCAGGGAGCACAAGAACUUGCACGAAGAUAUUCUUAGCAAGCAGCCAGCAUUCAAGCAAUUGACCGAAACAGCAUCAACACUAAUGGGUCUUGUCGGUGACGAUGAAGCCACCGCUCUGGCAGACCGUCUACAAGCUGCUACGGAUAGGUACCAAGCUCUGGUAGAUCACAGCUUGAACAUUGGGGAUUUACUGGACAAUUCUCGCAAAGGAUUACGUCAUCUAGUCCUCACUUACCAAGAGUUAGCCGCGUGGAUGGAUGGCAUGGAACAAUACUUAGCCAAGAGGAAACUGCUUCCUCUACACAUGGAUAAAUUACUACGGCAAAUGGAUGAACUAGCGGCGAAAACCGAAGAGAUCGCGGCCAAGCAAGAAGCCGUGGACUCCACGGUGGAAUCGGGUCUGGAGCUCAUGAAGCACAUAUCUGGAGAUGAAGCUCUGCAACUUAAAGACAAAUUAGACGCUUUGCAACGAAGAUACAACGAUCUCACUUCCCGCGGAGCUGAUCUCUUGAGAAUCGCUUCGGAGACACUUCCGCUCGUACAACAGCUUUAUAACAACCACAACAAAUUGAAUGAAUGGAUGUCCGGUGCGGAGAACUGCCUGCAAUCCGUGGAGCCUCGCGAAGAAGACAUACUCCGAUUGGAAGCGGACUUGCAGGAGUUCAGACCUUUACUCGACACUAUCAACGUCGUAGGACCGCAGCUAUGCCAAAUUUCCCCUGGAGAAGGAGCGACACAUGUGGAAGCUUUAGUGACGCGCGACAAUCGCCGCUUUGACGCCAUCGCUGAGCAGAUUCAACGCAAGGCUGAGCGGCUACUGCUCAGCAAGAAGCGAUCGCUUGAAGUGGUAGGCGAUAUGGAGGAAGCGGUCGAAUGGCUGCGCAGCGCCGAAGCCGCUUUGAGAAACGCAGCGCCUCCUUCUGCAGACGCGGCUAAAGUCAGGCAGCAAUUGAAUCAACAACGGCCGUUAAGCGAAGACGUGGCUGCACAUAGAGCCCGCGUCAGAGACCUGCUGGCUCAAGCGAAGAAGGUUCUCCGCGAGUGCCAGUCUUCCGACGAGACUGCAGUGAUCCGCGAUCGCAGCGAAGAACUCAAGGAACUGAUGGAGGAAGUUGGCCAGCUCAGUGCUGACCGAUUAGCUGCCUUAGAACAGGCGUUACCACUCGCUGAACACUUCGCUGACACUCACCACGGCUUGUCUUCCUGGAUGGACGACAUGGAGAGGCAGAUCCAGAUGUUGGCGAUGCCGGCUUUACGCCCCGAGCAGAUCGUCCAGCAGCAAGACAAAAACGAGAUGCUGCAACAAUCGAUCGCCAACCACAAGCCCCUAGUGGACAAGCUAGUGAAGACGGGCGAAGCCCUGGCGCGCCUCUGUGGUGAAGACGAUGCCAGCAAAGUACUAGACACCGUGGAAGGGGACUGCGAGCGAUAUAAUGCUCUCAGAGCUGAGUUGCGCCAAAGGCAACUAGAACUAGAACAAGCAUUGCAAGAAUCAUCGCUGUUUUCCGACAAACUGGAAGGCAUGCUGCGCGCGCUGAACGGCGCCCGCGAUCAAAUCGCACGCGCUGAGCCCGUCUCCGCGCAUCCUCCUAAGAUUCAAGACCAAAUAGAGGAGAACAACGCCCUCACGGAAGACUUAGAGAAACGCCAGGAGGCUUACAACGCGGUCCAACGCGCCGCCUCCGACGUCAUCAGCAAGGCGGACCGCAGCGACCCCGCCGUCAGGGAUAUACGCAAUAAACUGGACAAACUGAACAAGCUAUGGGACGAAGUACAGAAAGCCACGAACGACCGUGGCGUCUCUUUAGACAGCGCGUUAGAAGUGGCCCGCCGCUUCUGGCAACAAUUAGACGCGGUUAUGGCAACAUUGAGCGAGUUACAAGACACACUUGCAUCGCAACCCCCGCCUGCGGCUCAACCUAGAGCUAUACAAGCGCAGCAAGUAGCCUUGCAAGAGAUCAGGCAUGAGAUCGACCAUACUAAGCCCGAGGUUGAGAAAGUCCGCAAGACUGGCUCCACUCUGAUGUCGCUAUGCGGCGAGCCAGACAAGCCGGAAGUGAAGAAACACAUGGAAGAUCUGGACCAAGCGUGGGACACUGUGACCGCACUGUACGCACGUCGCGAGGAGAACCUCAUCGACGCCAUGGAGAAGGCUAUGGAGUUCCAUGACACCCUGCAGAAUCUCCAAGAAUUCUUGGACUCUGCCGAGGACAAGUUCUCCCGUAUGGGCGCUUUGGGCUCGGACAUCGACGCGGUGAAGAAGCAAAUAUCGCAACUAGCCGCAUUCAAGCAAGAAGUCGACCCUCACAUGGUUAAAGUUGAAGCUUUGAACAGGCAAGCGCAAGAACUGACGGAGCGCACAUCGUCCGAACAAGCGUCCGCAAUAAAGCAACCUUUGACCGAAGUGAAUUCACGUUGGUCCGCCCUUCUGAGGGGAAUGGUUGAAAGGCAACAACAACUAGAGAGGGCGCUGCUGAGAUUAGGCCAACUACAACACGCGUUGCAAGAGUUACUCUCUUGGAUAAACCACACAUCUGACACCCUUGACACUCUUAAACCGGUGGCAGGAGACCCUCAGAUUCUUGAAGUGGAGCUGGCCAAACUUAAAGUGUUAGUUAAUGACAUCGCCGCUCACCAAGCGAGUGUCGACACUCUGAACGACGCCGGCGCGCAGAUACAGCGACACGGUUCCGAAGAAGCGGGAGAGACGGCAGAGAAGUUGGCAACACUGAACAGGAAAUGGCGGGAGCUGCAGCAGAAGGCUCGCGACCGCCAAUCCGAGCUCGAGGACGCCCUUAGGGAAGCACAAAGCUUCAACGCGGAGAUCGGUGAUCUGCUCUCCUGGUUGUCCGAAGUGGACGGCGUUAUCGCCGCUUCGAAACCGGUCGGCGGUUUGCCGGAAACCGCAUCCGAACAACUGGAGAGAUUCAUGGAAAUCUACAAUGAGAUCGAAGCCAACCGACCCAAGGUGGAAGCUGUCCUACAACAAGGACAAGAAUAUCUGCGUCGCCAGGAGAAACCCAACCCUACUUCGCAACUGUCGCUUAAUCUCAAGAACCUCAAGUCUCGAUGGGAUAAUGUCACUGCAAGAGCGUCAGACAAGAAGAUCAAACUGGAGAUCGCUUUGAAAGAGGCGACAGAAUUCCACGACGCUUUACAAGCCUUUGUGGACUGGCUUACUGGGGCCGAGAAAACUCUCGCUUCGGCGAAACCCGUUUCUAGGGUCAUGGAGACGCUACUCACGCAAAUCGAGGAGCACAAAGCAUUCCAAAAGGAGAUCGGCACCCACCGCGAGACCAUGCUCUUACUGGACAAGAAAGGAACCCACCUGAAGUACUUCAGUCAGAAACAGGACGUUAUCCUCAUCAAGAAUCUGUUAGUGUCAGUACAGCAUCGAUGGGAAAGAGUAGUGUCUAAAGCUGCUGAGAGAACCAGGGCUUUGGACCACGGCUUUAAGGAGGCUAAAGAAUUCAAUGAUAUGUGGAACAACUUGAUGAACUGGCUGUCGGAUACGGAACAACAGUUGGACGAACUCAACAAGGAGACCACUGUCAACGACCCAGAGAAGAUCAAACAGAGGUUGCACAAACACCGCGACUUCCAGAAGGCAUUGGGCACUAAGCAGCCGGUCUACGAUCAAACCAUGAAGACGGGCAAGCAGCUAAAGGACAAAGCCCCCAAGACUGACGAGACCGCCCUCAAGAAUAUGCUCAACGACCUGAAAACUAAAUGGACCACAGUCUGUUCUAAAGCUGUCGAUAGACAACGCAAAUUGGAGGAGGCGCUGUUAUACUCGGGUCAAUUUAAAGAUGCGAUGUCUGCUCUACUCGACUGGCUGAAGAAGCAGCAAUCUUCUUUGUCUAACGACUUGCCUGUACACGGAGAUUUGGAUACGGUCAUGGCACUCAUUGAACAACACAAGCAAUUCGAGGAAGACCUCCACUCGAGGGAACAACAGAUGCAAUCUGUCAUGAAGACUGGAAAGGAUCUGGAAGCUACGGUUCCCCGUGAAGACGCUGCCAGCAUUCGUCAACAGUGCAGUGAACUCAAACAACUAUGGGAGAGCGUACAAAGCCUGAGCGAGAAGAAAGCUCACAAAUUAGAAGGUGCUCUUAAAGAGGCUGAAAAACUACACCGUUCAGUGAAUAUGCUUCUCGAAUGGUUGUCUGAUGCUGAGACCCGUCUAAGGUUCUCUGGCCAAUUGCCUGAAGCGGAAUUAGAAGCGCAACAACACUUACGAGACCACGAGAAGUUCGUACGAGAGUUGAAGGAGAAGCAGAGGGACAAGGACGAUACCAUUGCGCUCGCGCAGUCCAUAUUGGGCAAGGCUCAUCCCGACGCCGUUACUGUCAUCAAACACUGGAUCACUAUCAUACAGAGCCGGUGGGAUGAGGUCUGGCAAUGGGCAAUGCAACGAGGCACCAAACUGGAGAAUCAUAUGCAGGGCUUGAGAGAUCUGGACCUUGUGCUAGAAGAACUCCUGCAAUGGCUAAUAGGACUCGAAAGCACCCUGCUAUCCUUGGAAGCUGAGCCUCUGCCUGAAUCCAUAGAACUUCUAGAAGGCUUGAUAGAAGACCACAAAGAACUGAUGGAACACACACAGAAGCGACAGAACGAGGUCGACCGCGUCUGUAAAGCUUACCAGGUCAAGAACCAAAGCCAAGGUAGAGAAUCAACACCGCGCAAAGUCUCAGCGAAGACUGCCACCAAAGGAACACCCGGCCGCGGCUCACAGCACGACCUCAGUAGGGAGAGAUCCGUCUCGCCCGAUUACUAUGGCUCUAGGCGCUACAGUCGCGUGAGCCCUGGUCGCGAGACGCCCGACCGCGCCCUGCCGCACUACGGACCGAAGUUCCCGCCAAAGGGAAGCAAAGGAGCUGAGCCGGAAUUCAGGUCGCCACGUGUUAAGCAACUAUGGGACAAGUGGCGAACAGUGUGGCUACUCGCGUGGGAGCGACAGAGACGACUGCACGAGCGUCUCGCUCACUUGAAGGAGUUGCAGCGCGUGUCCAACUUCAGCUGGGACGACUGGAGGAAGCGGUUCCUCAAGUUCAUGAACCAUAAGAAGUCCAGGCUCACGGACCUCUUCAGAAAAAUGGAUAAGGACAACAACGGAUUUAUACCGAGGAACGAGUUCAUUGACGGCAUCAUUAACACUAAAUUUGACACUUCUCGCUUGGAAAUGGGCGCCGUGGCCGACUUGUUUGACAGGAACGGCAGCGGUCUCAUCGAUUGGGAGGAGUUCAUUGCUGCCCUACGACCUGACUGGGUGGAACGGCGAGGGCCGCCCACGGACGCGGACAAGAUCCACGAUGAAGUGAAGCGGCUCGUAAUGCUGUGCACCUGCCGGCAGAAGUUCAGGGUCUUCCAAGUGGGAGAGGGCAAGUACCGGUUCGGCGACUCGCAGAAGCUCCGCCUAGUGCGUAUCUUACGCUCCACUGUGAUGGUGCGAGUGGGAGGCGGUUGGGUGGCGCUCGACGAAUUCUUGGUCAAGAACGACCCGUGUCGCGCCAAGGGACGCACCAACAUCGAACUUCGGGAACAAUUCAUACUGGCUGAUGGAGUCUCACAGAGCAUGGCAGCGUUCCGACCGCGUACGCCCCGCUCUAACACAAAUACUCCACCCUCCACCGGACCAAUUACAAAGGUAAGGGAACGUACGGCUAGAUCUGUCCCGAUGUCUGCUGGAGGAGCUGCUGCUGGUCGCGCCUCAAGAUCUUCGCUAAGUGCAGGAACGCCAGACUCACUUAGCGACAAUGAAGCAGCCAGUGGACUCGGGUCAAGAUAUAGGAAACCAAGUGUGCCGAGAUCAACGUUAACACCGGGUGGAUCACGACCUGGGUCUAGACCUGGUUCAAGAACGGGAUCCAAACCACCCUCAAGACAUGGAUCUAAUCUUUCCUUAGAUAGCACAGAUGAUGUAUCGACACCAUCUCGCAUACCAAUGAGGAAAGUGACAAACACGAGAGCUUCAAUAGCUCGUGCUGCGGCUACUGCAAGCAAAUUAGGAGUGACGACACCAAACGGAGGCUCUAGGCCUCGCACUCCAACAGGAUUCCUGACACCAGCUAGUGGAAGGCAACGAACACCUUCAGGCAGUACGACUCCAGUACGCUCGGGCCAGCAGACGGCGGUGUCCCGGCUGCUGCGCAAGCCCUCGGACGCGUCAGACAGCGGCGCGCCAACUACGCCCGGCUCCCGACGCGGUACUCCGUCAUCUUCUCGAACCACGGAGAAACGCGAACCAUUCCGACUUUAAACGAUAUGUAUUUUAACAGCACAAGUCCCUUUAUGAUUCUCAAGACGUAAUAAUAGUAAUGAGGACUUGGGUUUUGAAUUCGUUAUAUAAGUAAUACGAGUCGCUCUUGUGUUUAUCGAAAUAUUUAACUGUUUUUGUGCUUUAUAAUCCUUGUGUAAAAAAUCUUGUCAUUCCUUCUCCCUUUUUUAAUCGCAUAAAUAUUUCCAUGAAAGCGACUCUUAUUACUCGAGGCAAAUGCCCAUUACAUUGCAUUACAUGUUAUAUUAUAAAAUAAAAUACUAACAUGAUUAACCAAUUCGCGAAUUAAGCCAAGCUUAAUAAAAAAUACGAAUUUGCGAAUGUGGCUUUUUUAAUUAAGUAAAAACAUAGAAGUUAGUAGUAAAACUUAAAGUCUGCACUUGUUGCCUUGUAUACUUGUUUUUCUACGAUCCGUGCAAUUUUGUGCACGUUGGAUUAUAUUUUAUUUAUUUUGUGCUGUCAGUAUUUCCCCGAUAAGUUUUGAUAACAUGGAUAGAUUAAACCAGUAUCUGUCUCAACGUGAAUGUUAUUCAUUUUUCUUAUUUAUUGUCAACGUUGCCAUAAUUGUUAGCGUAUGUUUUGAAUGUAUAAAUACGUACCUACGUCUCUCUACGGAGACCAGAUAAAAAGUGUGAUUUUAUAAUCUUUUUGUAAUUAUUUUUCCUUUAGGGACCAUUUUUUUAUUCGAACUGUAAGAUGUAGGUGAUUUCGAGCCAACGCCUUUCAUUGUGUUGCAUUCUGCUUAUAAUUACGCCAGAUUAUACGUUAUGAUAAUACUUUGAAAUGUAGUGGAUCGCGAUCAGUUGAGGUGAUAAUAGAAUUAUUAUAUAAUUUACUUUUGUAUUGCACAAUCAUGUCUGUUCAUUAUCAAAUCCUUUGGUGUUCAAUUCUUUGUUAGAAUGGUGUUGAUAGUUAUCAUUCGCUAUGUACAUUAUUGUAUGUGAUUUAUUUAUAAUGUUGAUGAUUGCACAAUAUCUUUGUUGAUGGUGAUAGUUAUUUUCAAGGGAAUAAAAAGAAGGUAAACUGUAAUCGUUAUCCUGGAUAGACGCCAGUAUCCUAGGGAUAAUAUUAUGUUUACAACAUUUUCUGCUCAGAGAAAAAUCCACAUCUGAUUUUGGUUAUAAUAGUAACUUAAACAAAGUACACUUGGUCGAAAAGACAUUUACUUAAUAAAAAAGCUAAGAAUUUGAUAUGAAAUAAAUGCUUUAAAAUGUAUCCUUCAUUAAAAAUGUUAACCAACACUCACACUUAUUUGUUAAUAUUUUAUUAUAAAUCUGACUUUUUAGCUUAUUAUUAGAGAUAUGUAAAACUAUUAAUCUGGUCAUUUUUAUUUAAAUCAUUGUUGUAUUUGUUAAAUAUAAAUCAAAGCAAAAUUACUAAAAAGCUUGCAAUUUUGUAUAAAAUAAUGAUUCUGAAGACCUACAGUUUUAAAAUCUCAUUAUUGAUUUCAAAAUAUAAAAUAAAGAAUAACAAUAUUUAAA
This is a messenger RNA of Chilo suppressalis (striped riceborer), 31202 nucleotides long. The record is from the annotation of a GenBank genome assembly. Lineage: Eukaryota; Metazoa; Arthropoda; Insecta; Lepidoptera; Crambidae.